Messenger RNA from Lolium rigidum, 1794 nucleotides. Its product is annotated as peptide-N4-(N-acetyl-beta-glucosaminyl)asparagine amidase A-like. Gene Ontology annotation, cellular component: vacuole. Bases 1 to 1794 code for a protein of 597 amino acids. The transcript has a single exon. Lineage: Eukaryota; Viridiplantae; Streptophyta; Magnoliopsida; Poales; Poaceae. The record is from RefSeq and is a predicted model, not a curated record.
AUGGCCGAGUCCUUCGUGCACUGUUUCCUCUUCCUCCUGCUCGCCAUCACUUCCUAUCCAAUCGUUUCCGCUUCACCUCACAAGCUCCGUCUCUCGGCAUCGGAAGUAGCUGCGAUCGAGGCGCGCGCGCCGCCUCCGCCCGAUCAACCCACCACCUUCUUUGAGGUGGACCGGCCGCACCGGCCACCGCCGGGCAGUUUCGGCCCAUGCUCCACGGUGCUUCUCUCGCAUUCCUUCGCUUACACCUACACCAAGCCCCCUGUCACGGCAGCCUACUCCCCGCCGCCCUGCCUCGCCGCCGCGGGCGGCCACGCGUCAUUGAUCUCCCUUGCCGUUCUCGAGUGGCGAGCUGCCUGCCGGGGCGUUCAGUACGACCGCAUCUUCGGCGUCUGGCUCGGCGGCGCCGAGCUCCUCCGCGGCUGCACCGCCGAGCCGCGGGCGAACGGCAUUGUCUGGUCGGUGUCCAAGGAUAUCACCAAGUACGCCUCCCUCCUCGCCGCGCGCAGCCCCUCGACCCUCGCCGUCUACCUCGGCAACGUUGUCAACGAGCAGUACACCGGCGUGUACCACGCAAACCUCACGCUCCACCUCUACUUCCGCCACCCGCCUCAGCCUCCGCAGCCAGGGCUGGGCCCCGCCGACGUCAUCGUUCCUAUCUCGCAGAGCCUCCCGUUGAACGACGGCUUGUGGUUCCAGAUCCAGAACGGCCAGGACGUCGGGUCCGCGAGCCUCGCCGUGCCGAUCAAUGCCUACCGUGCCGUUCUCGAGGUGUACGUGUCGUACCACGCCAACGACGAGUUCUGGUACACCAACACGGCCGACGGCCACGGCCCGUUCCGGGAGGUCACUGUCAGCAUCGACGGGGACCUCGUCGGCGCCGUGUGGCCGUUCCCGGUUAUCUACACUGGAGGCAUAAACCCUCUCCUGUGGCGUCCGAUCACCGGGAUCGGCUCGUUCAGUCUUCCGUCCUACGACAUCGAGAUCACGCCAUUCUUGAGCAAAUUACUGGACGGCAAGGCGCACGAGUUUGACGUGUCGGUGACCAACGCCCAGGACGUGUGGUUCAUCGACGCCAACCUCCACCUGUGGCUGGACCCCAGGGGCGCGCCGACGACGGCGGGCCUCACCAGCUACGAGGCGCCGCCGCUCGACACGAGCAUCGCGUUCCGGCCCGACGGCCCCGGGGACGAGUUCUACUACACGACCGCGUUCCGGCGCAUCUCCGCCACGGGGUGGGUGCAGACGUCGUCCUACGGCAAGAUCACCGCGACCUGGACGCAGAGGCUCGGGUACGAGAACACGAACGAGGUCCGGGGGGACAGCCAGCAGGUGGUGAACCAGACGACCGAGGCGUACUCCGGCGUGCACGUCGUCGACCGCGCCGGCGUGGCGUACUCGCAGGAGGCGCAGCAGAGCUUCCGGCUCGACGUGUUCGUGGGCGUGGUGAGUGAGGCCUCCAACGGCUCGUACACGGUGGCGAGGGACGUGCGCCUGGGGCUCGCCGAGGAGAGGGUCGCCGCCGGCCGCGGGUUCUUCUGGUCCCGGUCGCUGGGCAACGCGCAGGAGUCCGCCGUGAACAUCGACGUGGACGACGAAGGUGACGCGGUCGGGGUGUCGUGGGGCACGAGGCAGAGCUACGGGUACGAGGCGACCGAUGGGUGCUACUCCCGGGACGUGACAAGCAGCGGCUACGCCAUCGUCUCCGACCACUCCGACGAGGCCUGCCUGAAGGGGUCGUUUUCUUCCCGUGCCGGCGCCGUGGCGCCUCCAGCUUUGGCGCGGAUGAGCUCGUGA